Platichthys flesus (European flounder) is the source of this 753-nucleotide messenger RNA. RefSeq lists its product as uncharacterized. The coding region runs from base 1 to 753 and encodes 250 amino acids. NCBI's taxonomy places the organism in Eukaryota, Metazoa, Chordata, Actinopteri, Pleuronectiformes, Pleuronectidae. The record is from RefSeq and is a predicted model, not a curated record. The transcript has 6 exons.
AUGGAUCACCGAAUCCGCAAUGUCCCUCUCACCCUCAUCUCAAGUCGCCUCAACCUCAGCUCCAGCACCCUCAGUUCCAGUCCCGUCCCCCUCAUCUCAAGUCGCCUCAACCUCAGCUCCAGCACCCUCAGUUCCAGUCCCGUCCCCCUCAUCUCCAGUGGCCUCACCCUCAUCUCCAGCCCCAUCAUCUCCAGCCCUGUCACCCUCAUCUCCAGCCGCCUCAACCUCAGCUCCAGCACCCUCAGUUCCACCCCAUCAUCUCCAGCCCUGUCACCCUCAUCUCCAGCCGCCUCACCGUCACCCCCAUCUGCAAAAGUGUGUGUCCCUUCAGACAUUUUGGAAACAGUGGUACACAACAUUUGGGCUGGGAAAAAGCCGGAGGUGUUGUGGAGCAAAGCAGGCCCUUACAAACUGUUUACACGGAACCUCCAGGAACACCUUCGUCCAGAUGCACUUGUGGAAAGUGAAAUCAUCAAUGCAUACCUAACGAUUGCGCUGAGUAAUUUCUCAGAGGCAGGCAGAGGCAGGGGAUAUCUACUUGACUCCUUCCAAAUGACGGACAUUUGGAGAGGUAAAAAUAAAGGACUGAGGAAGAUAGAUCCCCUGGAUUAUGAUGUCCUGAUUGGAGCUGUCUGCGAGCACCAUCACUGGACACUAACUGUGAUGUAUCCUAAAAAGAGGCAGUCCCUUUAUGUUGAUCCAUUUGGGGCUAGCGAAGAAGCAUUAAAAAAAUGCACUGCAGUAACCAGGUAA